CCAGUAGCCUAGCUCCUGGGAGUCAAUCUUGUCACCUCUGCAUUGCCCCCAUUUAGUACUAUCUUCAAAGGUGGGUUCUUUGGCUGGAUUUUGGUGGUGCCCAAAAUACCCUGAAAUCAAAAUGCAAGACAACUCCUCUUAUCUUAUCCUCCCCAACAAUUGGCUUCUAUUUUAGCCCACCAAUCUCCUCUGUGCAAGGAAGUUCUGGAAUUAUGAGAGAUGGGAGCUUGAAGAAGAACAAGAUUUCAUGGACCAAGACUCUGGUCAAGAAAUGGUUCAACAUCAAGAGCAAAGCUGAAGACUUUCAUGCAGAUGACAUCAUUUAUAGAGGUGUUGAUGAUGAAUUGAGGAACAAUUUUGCUGCAAAUGAAACAUUCACUAUUACAAAAAACAGCAAAACAGAAUCCAUCGGUAGGCGCAGCAGCGUUGAUCGUGUUCCCCAACAACCUAAGAUCGACCUCGACACUUCUGAGGUUACAAAUGUGAAUAACUAUAGGCUAUUCGUGGCUACGUGGAACGUGGCCGGGAAAUCCCCACCUAGCAAUCUAAGCCUUGAGGAUUGGCUCCAUACAUCAACUCCGGCCGACAUUUAUGUCUUAGGGUUUCAAGAAAUUGUUCCACUAAAUGCGGGUAAUGUAUUGGGGACAGAAGAUAACGGACCUGCCAGAAAAUGGCUAUCCCUUAUUAGAAAAACGCUAAACAACCUUCCCGGCACGAGCUGUAGCGGUUACCGCACGCCGUCUCCGUUUAGAAAUCCGGUCGUGGAGCAAGAUGUUGACUUCGAGGGGUCCACCCACAAAACGACGUCGUCCCUCUUCCAUCGGCGCUCGUUCCAUUCCCUCACCCCUUCUUCGAUCCCCGAGCCCCGGUUCGAGCGCCGGUUCAGCGUGUGCGACCGGGUCGUGUACGGGAAAAUGCGCAGCAAUUACGACGAGAACUGGGGCGGUUCCUCGGACGAGGAAAACGGACCGGGCGAUUCUCCGACCGGUCUGUAUUCUCCGCACUCGUAUAACGGGUCUGUUUCCAUGGAGGAUGGGGCCCAGUCUAAGUACUGUUUGGUCGCGAGCAAACAGAUGGUCGGGAUUUUUCUCACGGUCUGGAUAAAAUCUUGCCUGAGAGACGAGGUUUCGAACCUGAAGGUCUCCUGUGUUGGGAGAGGAUUGAUGGGAUAUCUUGGGAACAAGGGUUCAAUAUCAAUUAGCAUGUCUUUGCACCAAACAAGCUUCUGCUUUGUUUGUAGCCAUUUAACUUCUGGCCAAAAGGACGGGGACGAGCUAAGAAGGAACUCCGACGUUUUGGAGAUUCUUAAGAAAACGAGGUUUCCCCGAGUCCAUGGCGACGAGAGUUCUCCCCAAACAAUCCUAGAGCACGAUCGAAUCAUAUGGCUCGGGGAUUUGAAUUACCGAAUUGCCCUCUCUUACCGAACUGCGAAAGCGUUAGUGGAGAUGCGAAAUUGGAAAGUGCUGUUAGAGAACGACCAGCUUCGCAUAGAACAGAGAAAAGGGCGCGUUUUUACCGGAUGGAACGAAGGAAAAAUAUAUUUCCCCCCGACUUAUAAGUACUCGAGUAAUUCAGACCGUUACGCGGGUGAAGAUGCACACCAGAAAGAGAAACGAAGGACUCCCGCAUGGUGUGAUCGUAUACUAUGGUGCGGUCGAGGCCUCCAUCAAGUGUCAUAUGUUCGGGCAGAGUCCCGGUUCUCGGAUCAUAGACCGGUUUAUGGCAUAUUCUUGGCCGAGGUUGAGUCUAUUAACCACAACUGGUUGAGGAAAAGUUUGAGCUACUCGAGCUCGAGGAGGAUUGAGGUCGAAGAGCUAUUGCCUUAUUCGCACGGAUACGUCGGGUGGAAUUACUACUAAGAGAACAAUGUGUACUGUUUUACGACAGUAGUAUAAAACCUUUCCUGAGCUUACGACUUUUGGGUUGAGUGGAUUUUGAGCCAAGAUUGUGGAUGAUGGGUUAGUGUCACCUCUGCAGCACAGAUAAAAAGGAUUGAACCUGCAGGGUGUUACAAUCUUUGAUGUUCCACUAUUUGCUGACCAAUAUGCCCUUUUUACUGUCGGCAACAUUCAUUCAACACAACAAGCCUGCAGUAAAUCUGUACCAAAAGAGUGACAGUAUAGAUUUUCAUUGUAUACACAUACCAUUUUUUACUGUUUCUUUUUUUUUUUCUAAUUUUAAGAUAGAUUUGGAAAACAGAUAUCCAAAUGUGAGAGUGAAACAUUUGGUAAGUUCCAUUAUAUUUUCUUACAAAUUUGCUAAGCCUAUAAGCUAACAUAAAUGUAAAGAUAUUUA
This is a messenger RNA of Cuscuta campestris, 2295 nucleotides long. The record is from the annotation of a GenBank genome assembly. NCBI's taxonomy places the organism in Eukaryota, Viridiplantae, Streptophyta, Magnoliopsida, Solanales, Convolvulaceae.